AUGCAAGGAUCUGGGGAAGAGUAUGCCAAGCGGGAGGACCACACAUGCAAAUGCUAUUACGCAGAACCAUGCCUGGGGAGUUCAAGACACAGUGAGCAAGUGACAGCUUCGGGGGUGGAAGGGAAACAGGCCCAUUCUGGCUGCUGUAUUGAGAAGAGAAUGUGGUGGACAGAUAUAGAAGCAUGGAAACCUGAUAGGGCUAUUGCAAUCACUCAGAAAAGAGGCGAUGGCAGCUUGGACCUGUUGCAAGAUACGCCCCCAGUGUUAGCUAAUGAUGUAAGGCAUCAACAAGAAAUGUUGUGGGGGUUCAGGAAAGGGGAAGGUGGGGUCGUCCAAGGACUGGGAAAGUCUUCAGUUGAAGGCGAGACAGUUGGGACUAUUGGUGAGUUUCCAGCGAACCAACGCCUCGCCGGCUGCGCGGGGCGGCUCGCCACCUUGGCUUCAUUUUUGCCCCACGCCCUACCCCUGAACGCGCGGCGCCUUUUGACCCCGCCGCCGCGCCGUAGACCGCGCUGCACGCCGGAGGCAGUCAUGGCGGAUGUGUCGGAGAGGACGCUGCAAUUGUCAGUGCUAGUAGCCUUCGCUUCUGGAAUACUCCUGGGCUGGCAGGCGAACCGACUGCGGAGGCGCUACUUGGACUGGAGGAAACGGAGGCUGCAGGACAAGCUGGCGGCGACGCAGAAGAAGCUGGACCUGGCCUGAGACUCCGCGCCUUCCGGCCCAUUCUUGAUUCCCCGCAUGGCCACCUUGCCAUGUCCGCGCCGGAGCUGCGGUCCGGCGGCGGCCAGAACCAGGCUUGCCACGCAGUCCCCGCCUGCCAUGGCCGGCUCUUCCUGGAGUGUUGCUCGUUGAAGAUGCAUAUAGACUACUGGAAAGAAAUGACUUCUUGCACUUUAUGAAUCAAUUUUAUUUUUAAAAUAAAAAAAUUAAACAUC
This is a messenger RNA of Symphalangus syndactylus (siamang), 935 nucleotides long. It is a transcript of the gene MTLN, whose product is annotated as mitoregulin. Gene Ontology annotation, biological process: positive regulation of mitochondrial membrane potential. The record is from RefSeq and is a predicted model, not a curated record. Gene Ontology annotation, cellular component: mitochondrial inner membrane. Lineage: Eukaryota; Metazoa; Chordata; Mammalia; Primates; Hylobatidae.